Messenger RNA from Gekko japonicus, 3559 nucleotides. RefSeq names its product methionyl-tRNA synthetase (gene MARS1). Gene Ontology annotation, cellular component: cytosol; aminoacyl-tRNA synthetase multienzyme complex. The record is from RefSeq and is a predicted model, not a curated record. Gene Ontology annotation, biological process: methionyl-tRNA aminoacylation. NCBI's taxonomy places the organism in Eukaryota, Metazoa, Chordata, Lepidosauria, Squamata, Gekkonidae. Gene Ontology annotation, molecular function: methionine-tRNA ligase activity; ATP binding.
GAGGGCGGGAUGCGCUGACUGGCUGGCAAGUGCUGCGAAGGCAAAGGCGUGGAGCCGGUUCCGGCGGCCGGCUUUAGUAAGUGCAGCGCGGCUUGGUUGCAUCAGCUGAAGCGUGGCUGGUGCCCCCGCGAGUUGAGGAGGAAGCCGCGGCGGGUCUCGGCAGCAUGAGGCUGUUUGUCAGCGAAGGCAGCCCCGGCGGGCUCAAGGUGCUGGCGGCAGCCAAGGCCACCGACACUCCGGUAGAGCUGCAGUGGGUUCCGCAUGACGCUUCUGUGGUUCCGUUCCUCACCCUUCCACGGGUGCCAGCCCUGCUGUUGGAAGGAGGGGCCUUCAUGUUCUCCCCAAAUGCAAUUUGCCUGUACUUCUUCUUUUCGUCCGGAAAAGAAGCAAGCAAUUUUACCCAGGCACAGAGAAAUUUUUCCAUUCAGUUGUUGGAGUGGGAAGCAACUGAGCUGCAGCCUGCUGUGUCUGUUGCCUUGUAUCACCAUGUGGUGCAAGGAAAGAAAGGAGAAGACGUUUUGGGGAUCGUCCGGCAGCCACUAAACUACAUUGAUCAGACGCUUACCAAGAAGAACACUCCUUACCUUAAUGGGGAUGCCGAGUCAACAGUUGACAUUGUCUUCUGGGGAGCCCUCUUCCCUCUGUUACAGGAUGGAACCGUAUUGCCAGAUGACCUGAAAGUCCUGAGGAACUGGUUCCAGAACAUGAGCCUGAAGGAGCACUGCAAGAAGACUGUCGAAACUGUGUGGACACGCAAAGGAGUACAGGAGCUGAAGGCCCACCUGCAGAAGCAGUCUGGUCCCUCCCUGGCCUUUGAGAAGCCUGCUACAGAUGAGCCGAAGGAGGAGGAACCUCUUCAGCGCCUGUCUGAGGAGGAAAUUGCAGCGGUCGCUGAAGUCUGGAGCAGAGGGACAGCUGCCCUUCCCAAGCCUUGGAAGCCGCAGCAGCCCGUGGUGCCCGUGGAAGGCAUGAGGAAUGUGCUGAUCACUAGCGCGCUGCCCUAUGUGAACAACGUGCCCCACCUUGGGAACAUCAUUGGUUGUGUCCUCAGUGCAGACACCUUUGCUAGGUACAGCCGGCUGCGCAACUGGAACACGCUGUACUUGUGCGGCACCGAUGAAUACGGCACUGCCACAGAGACAAAGGCCAUGGAGGAGGGGCUGAGCCCCCAGCAGAUCUGUGACAAGUACCACGUCGUCCAUGCCCAGAUCUACCAGUGGUUCAACAUCUCCUUCGACUACUUUGGACGCACCACGACGCCCCAGCAGACCAGGAUAGCCCAGGGCAUCUUCCAGCAGCUGCUGGAGCACAAUUACCUGCUGACGGAGACAGUGGACCAGCUCAAGUGUGAGCACUGUGACCGGUUCCUGGCUGACCGCUUUGUGGAAGGUGUCUGCCCUUUCUGCAACUAUGAAGAAGCCCGUGGGGACCAGUGUGACAAAUGUGGGAAAUUAAUCAAUGCCACUGAACUGAAGAAACCUCUGUGCAAAGUCUGUCAGAGGACUCCAGUGGUGAAGCCCUCCCAGCACCUCUUCCUGGACCUGCCCAGGCUUGAAGACCGCCUGGAGAAGUGGCUGACCUUGUCCCAGUCCACUGGGGACUGGACCCCCAACGCCAAGUUCAUCAGCCGUGCCUGGAUCCGCGAUGGGCUCAAGCCUCGUUGCAUUACGCGUGACCUGAAGUGGGGCACACCAGUCCCGUUGGAUGGGUUCCAUGACAAGGUUGAACUGUACAACUUCAUGCGUCGUGUUCCCUUGCUCGUUGCUGGGCACCGGGGAAAACUAUACCUUGAAUACUUGAAUUACGAAGACGGCAAAUUCUCCAAGAGCCGUGGCAUCGGGGUCUUUGGGGACAUGGCCAAAGACACGGGCAUCCCGGCAGACAUCUGGCGCUUCUACCUGCUCUUCGUUCGGCCAGAGAGCCAGGACAGCGCCUUCUCGUGGAAUGACCUCAUGCUCAAAAACAAUUCGGAGCUGCUCAACAACCUGGGCAAUUUUGUCAACAGAGGAAACCGGAAGCAGGGAAUCUGUUGGGCGGUUUUAUGGAGCGUCGUGUUCCCUUGCUCGUUGCUGGGCACCGGGGAAAACUAUACCUUGGUCAGCCACCUCAUUGCAACAGAAUACUUGAAUUACGAAGACGGCAAAUUCUCCAAGAGCCGUGGCGUCGGGGUCUUUGGGGACAUGGCCAAGGACACGGGCAUCCCGGCAGACAUCUGGCGCUUCUACCUGCUCUUCGUUCGGCCAGAGAGCCAGGACAGCGCCUUCUCGUGGAAUGACCUCAUGCUCAAAAACAAUUCGGAGCUGCUCAACAACCUGGGCAAUUUUGUCAACAGAGCUGGAUCCUUUGUGUGUAAGUUCUUCGGAGGACGUGUCCCCGACAUGGAGCUGAACCAGGACGACAAGCGCCUGCUGGCUCACAUCACUCUGGAACUGCGGCAGUACAAUCAGUUGCUGGAGAAGGUUCGGAUCCGUGAUGCCCUGCGCAGCAUCCUGAGCAUCUCUCGCCAUGGCAACCAGUAUCUCCAGGUCAACGAACCCUGGAAACGCAUCAAGGGCAAUGAUGCAGAGAGGAAGCGGGCGGGCACCGUGAUCGGCGUGGCCGUCAACAUCGCCGCCCUGCUGUCAGUCAUGGUCCAGCCGUACAUGCCCAGCGUGAGCACUGCCAUCCAAGGGCAGUUCUGCAUUCCUCACAACGUUGUGACAAAUGACUUUGUCUGUACCUUGCCGGCUGGGCACCAGAUUGGAACGGUGACACCCCUCUUCCAGAAGCUGGAGAGCGAGCAAAUUGAAAACCUGCGGAAGCGCUUUGGCGGCGGCCAGCUUGAAGACUUCCUGUUGAAGCCAAAGCAAAAAAAUGUAACAGUAGCAGAAAAGGGAGUGAAGGUGCUUCAGGAAGAAGUCACCAAGCAGGAUAACUACGUGCGGCAGCUGAAAGCCCAAAAAGCCGAGAAGAAACAAAUCGAUGCUGCGGUUUCAAAGUUAACGGAACUGCAGAAGCAGCUCUGCUCGGCUGACGGAAAGAAUCCUGCCCCCCAGGCCCCCAAGGGGAAAGGGAAGAAAUGAGUGCGUGUGUGUAGCGUCUCACGCCAAGAGAUUUUUAGUCCCUUCUUGCCCUGUAUUUAAGUACCCCAUGGGAGUUUAACACCACUCUGCUGUUUUUGAUGUGUCCCUCUUCUCCUAUUUUGUAAUAUGUGGGACAGACUGGUUCGGCACUCUUUGAAGUUUACCUGGUGAGAAAUAAAUACUUUAUUGCUUAAUUAUACGGGCAGUACAAAAGCUAUUACUCGAGGUGGACGUACAUGCAAGUCUCCCCCCCCCACACACACACACAAAGUUAAUAAAGUGGUCCAGCUGAAGAGGUCCUCACCCCAGAGCCAACAGGCCUAAAACCAUCAAAUCUGGUAGGUCGGAACGAGCACCAGCAUCAUUGUUCAGCACAUGUGAGCUUCGCAGUCGCUUCACGGUUCAGUUCUGCGAAGCAAGCCCUCGCCAGACCCAAGUUAAAAAGCAAUCUGUCAAACAUCCAGUGCAAGCUGAUAUUAUCCAGAUCGGGUCCAGUC